Messenger RNA from Meloidogyne enterolobii, 2370 nucleotides. NCBI's taxonomy places the organism in Eukaryota, Metazoa, Nematoda, Chromadorea, Rhabditida, Meloidogynidae. The record is from the annotation of a GenBank genome assembly.
UUUCGAAAAUAAUUAGCACAAAAGAUUAAGCCUGUACAAGUUAGAGAAGCAGAAUAAAAAGAUGAAGUAAAGUUGAGAGAAAAAGAAAAAAAGUAAAAGAAAUAACAUAAAGAGAGGGGAAGAAACAGAAGUUUGCUAAUCCGAUUUUAAUUUUUGUGGGAGGUUUUUUGUGGUUAAGUGGGUUAUUUUAAGCUUUUUGGGGGGAUUUUGGGGGUUCGAGUCUUUUUUAUUUGUAUUUUACUCUUAAUAAAAAAAUUUUUUUUGAAAUUUUAGAAACAUUAACUAUUUUCUUUAAUUUAAUCGCUAUAAAUAAAAAUGAAUGAACAUGGUAAACAAAUUAGACUUCCAAAGAAGGCGGAGAAAGUUAAAAAUAAGACACCAGCUCCAGUUCAAAUCACUGCUGAACAGCUUCUUCGGGAGGCUAAGGAACGCGAAUUAGAGACAGUCCCUCCACCGCCCAAAGUUCGAAUUACUGACCCGGAAGAAUUAGCAGAAUAUCACAGAAAGAAGAGAAAAGAAUUUGAAGAUAAUAUUCGAAAAAAUAAAAUGCAGCUAGCUAAUUGGAUUAAAUAUGCAAAAUGGGAAGAAUCGGUUGGUGAAUUACAACGGUCAAGAUCUAUUUUUGAAAGAGGGUUGGAUAUAGACCACAGAAAUAUUACUGUUUGGUUACAAUAUGCGGAAAUGGAAAUGAGGAAUAAACAAAUUAACCAUGCUCGUAAUAUUUGGGAUCGUGCUGUUUCUAUCCUUCCACGAGCAACUCAAUUUUGGUUAAAAUUUACUUAUAUGGAAGAACUUGUUGGUAACGUUCCUGGUGCUAGACAGGUUUUUGAACGUUGGAUGGAAUGGGAACCUGAUGAGCAGGCUUGGAAUACUUUUAUUAAUUUUGAAAUGCGUUAUAAAGAGAUUGAUAGAGCGAGGAGUAUUUAUCAGAGAUUUUUACACGUUCACGGCCAUGAUUUCCGUAAUUGGGUUCGUUAUGCACGUUUUGAGGAACGAAAUGGUUCUAUCGACAAUGCCCGCGCUGUUUUUGAGCAAAUGCUUGAAUUUUUUGGAGAAGAUGGAAUGAAUGAACAAAUGCUUGUUGCUUUUGCACAUUUUGAAGAACGGCAAAAAGAAUUUGAACGUGCUCGGAUAAUUUAUCAAUAUGGCCUAGAUCAUAUACCAAAAGAAAAAAGUGUUGAACUCUUCAAAUCUUUAACUGUUCAUGAAAAAAAGUUUGGAGAACGUUUACGUAUUGAAAGUGUUAUUUUAUCUAAACGAAAAGUUCAAUAUGAAGAGCAAAUAAAAGAAAAUCCUUUCCAUUACGAUGUUUGGUUUGACUAUACACGUCUUUUAAUUAGUGAAGGACAAGAACGAGCGGAGGUUGAAGAUUGUUUUGAAAGGGCUAUUGCUAAUGUUCCUCCAUAUAUGGAAAAACGUUAUUGGCGUCGUUAUAUCUGGUUAUGGGUUUAUUAUGCAAUAUAUGAAGAAUUGGAUGCAAACGAUCCUGAACGUUGUAGAGAGGUUUGGACUGCUUGUUUAGAUAUAAUUCCUCAUCGUCAAUUUACUUUUGCAUUUAUUUGGUUAAUGUUUGCACAAUUUGAAUUACGUCAACUUAAUUUAACUGGGGCACGUAAAAUUCUUGGUGUUGCAAUUGGGAAAUGUCCAAAGAAAAAAUUAUUUCGUGAAUACAUUGAAAUUGAGCUUAAAUUGAGGGAAUUUGAUAGAUGCCGUAAAUUAUACGAACAAUUUUUAAAAUUUGUUCCCGAUGAUAGUAUGACAUGGAUGAAAUAUGCAGAAUUAGAAAAUUUAUUGGGAGAUGAUGCUAGAGCUAGAGCAAUAUUUCAAAUUGCUGUACAACAGCCAAUGUUGGAUAUGCCUGAGGUUUUGUGGAAAGCUUAUAUUGACUUUGAAAUUGAACAAGGGGAAAAUGAAAGGGUUAGAAUUUUGUAUGAAAGUUUGUUGAGGCGUACACAACAUAUAAAGGUUUGGAUAAGUUGGCUAGAAUGGGAAACAUCAAAUGAAGAAUUCGAUAAAGCUAGAGCUUUGUAUAAACGUGCAAAUCAAGCAUUGGAAGGAUCACCAGCUGAAGAACGUCUUUUACUUUUGGAACAAUGGAAACAAUUUGAACAACAACACGGAACUGAAGAAGAACAAAAAUUUGUUGAAAAAAUGAUACCAAAACGUGUAAAGAAGAGAAGACAAAUAAUUGCUGUGGAUGGGACAGAUGCUGGAUGGGAAGAAUAUUUUGAUUAUAUAUUCCCUCAAGAUCAAGCCUCAAAAAUCAAUUUCAAAUUACUCGAAGCUGCCCGUGCUUGGCGAGAGAAGCAAGCAUUGGCUAUGCAACCUGAGCCACACGAAAGAGAGGACGAGGAAAUGGAAGAAUCUUAA